Hevea brasiliensis (rubber tree) is the source of this 2170-nucleotide messenger RNA. Its product is annotated as probable carboxylesterase 11. Gene Ontology annotation, molecular function: hydrolase activity. The transcript has 2 exons. NCBI's taxonomy places the organism in Eukaryota, Viridiplantae, Streptophyta, Magnoliopsida, Malpighiales, Euphorbiaceae. The record is from RefSeq and is a predicted model, not a curated record. Bases 307 to 1734 code for a protein of 475 amino acids.
UAUUUAAAAAACCCAAAAAACGACGUAAAGCAGCAGUUCAUGCCCAUCCUCUCUCUCAAUCGCCAUUGGAAUCAAUCAGAUUCUUUUAUUAUUCAAAGCAGCAAAGCAAACCACAGAUUUACAAAAACCCUAAUGGCAUGUGAAUCCCCCAAUUAUACUUUGUCCUCUGAUUAAUCUAACCAUGUAUUUCUCUUAACCUCUCAAAUUUUCCAUACAAAAUUUCACCAACCAAUCCUCAAAAUUUCACCAACCAAUCCUCCAUUAGAGCGAACAAAGUAGAGCGACAGAGAGAGAGAGGGGGGAGAAAUGCCUAGCGUCGCCGUCAAGUUGUAUAGUGUCUUCUUCAAGUUCCUCUUGAAGCACCGUUUGCAGAAUCGGAUCCAAACCCCACAUGAUGAUUCUAAUCCCUUCGGCAUUACAACCCGACCCGAAGAGUCCGUCUCCGCUGCCAAUCCGUCAUUUGCCGAUGGCUUCGCCACAAAGGAUAUUCAUAUCGACCCUUUAACCUCUCUCUCUGUAAGGAUCUUCCUUCCUGAGUCUGCUCUUAAUCCUCCUGAACCUGAUUCUAAGCACCAUUCCAAACUUAAAUCCAAGCCUAACCCUAGAUGGCUCGGUCUUGAUCAAAAUGACAGCUCCACCGCCUUCAUUCCCAAUCACCACCUCCAGACUCUACGCCGUAAUAGCCUUGGCCUCUCAGCUACAAAUAGCAACACGGAAUCAUCCCUUAGGGAAGAGUCUAGAAGGAACAGCUAUGGUUGCAGCAAUGAUGUGGAGGCCUUUAAUUGUAGAUCCGACGGUGUCGGUGGAGUGUAUAGAGGAUACUUGCCUUCCAUUGAUAAGUCGAGGAAAUUACCGAUAAUGUUGCAGUUUCAUGGCGGUGGAUGGGUGAGUGGGAGCAAUGAUUCGGUGGCUAAUGAUUUAUUUUGUAGAAGGAUUGCGAAACUCUGUGAUGUGAUUGUGGUGGCCGUUGGAUAUAGAUUGGCGCCGGAAAAUAGGUACCCAGCUGCUUUUGAGGAUGGGUUGAAGGUUUUGCAUUGGUUGGGGAAGCAGGCGAAUUUGGCUGAGUGCAGUAAGUCCAUGGGGAAUGCCAAGGGUGGCACGGAGUUCAAGAAGGCUGAUCUACAACGGCAUAUUGUGGACACCUUCGGAGCAUCAAUGGUGGAGCCAUGGCUUGCAGCACAUGGUGAUCCAUCCAGAUGUGUUCUACUUGGAGUGAGUUGUGGUGCAAAUAUUGCAGACUAUGUAGCUCGAAAAGCUGUAGAGGCAGGCAAGCUAUUGGACCCUGUUAAGGUUGUGGCACAGGUUUUGAUGUAUCCAUUCUUCAUCGGGAGUGUCCCCACACAUUCUGAGAUAAAGUUGGCAAAUUCCUAUUUCUAUGAUAAGCAGAUGUGUAUACUCGCAUGGAAACUCUUCCUUCCAGAGGAAGAGUUCAGCCUUGACCACCCCGCUGCCAACCCCUUGGUCCCAGGCAGGGGACCUCCUUUAAAGCUCAUGCCUCCAACAUUGACAAUUGUUGCUGAACAUGACUGGAUGAGAGACCGAGCCAUUGCUUACUCUGAGGAGUUGAGGAAGGUGAAUGUUGAUGCACCAGUUCUCGAGUACAAGGAUGCAGUUCAUGAAUUUGCAACUCUUGACAUGCUUCUGAAGACCCCCCAGGCUCAGGCCUGUGCUGAGGACAUUGCCAUCUGGGUGAAGAAGUAUAUUUCAUUCCGAGGGCAUGAGUUUUCUUAUUGAGGUGCUGAGGACGUUGCCAUCUGGGUCAAGAAUUAAAUUUCAUUUCAGAGGACAUGAGUUCUCUUAUUGAGGGGAUAGCACGUCAAGAAAAAGGUUGCAGCAGGAGAAUCAUUUGCCUGUGUGAUGUUAAAUGGUGAGAACACGGGGCUGCCCAGUUACUUGGGGUUGUAGAAUAAGGGGUUCUAUAAUUAUUUCAUUGGUUGUUUUUUGGGUAAAGGAGCCGCCUGGUUGUUCUCACUUUUUUGGGUUUACAACUUGUCCUGUCAAGUUCCUGUUUUGUAAGAUAUAGAACCUUUUUCUGGGAUUAGGUUUUAGGACUUUGUGAGAUGAAAUUACAUCCUGUUCGAGUUUGUGCCACAUUAGGACAAUCUCGAUGGAAUUUUCCCCCCUCCGUGUAUUAAAAUGUAGUAUUGCUCAUGAAAAGAGUUAAUGGAUC